AUGACAAUCAAUGACUUACCUACUUAUGGAAAAUAUAAGGACACCACACAAACAUUAGGAACGGUGGACACCAGUGGACCAGUCAAGGACACAGUGGGAGAAGGAGAAGGAAGCCUGAGCAGGAACCGAAGGAGAACCGGAAUAAAGGAUGAACUAAGUCUGGAAGGGAACAGAAAAACCCCAGAAUAUGGAAACCCAGCCACACGAUCCCAGUGGCAGGGAGGGGGGAGACCCCACAACAACGGAGCCCCGGGCGAGGGACCUGCCAGUCCAGAAGCCACACACGUAAAGGAUGUGGUGGAAAGCAAGAGGAGACCAAAGACAGGACCUGGUCUGGGAAAGGGACGGAGCCGCUGGUCAACGGGAGCAGACUGGACAUCUGUAGCGGGUUGCGCCCGGCUGCUGGCAGCCCUGAACCGAUCCAGGACCCUGAGCCUGCAGCAGCUGGUGGAGGAAGCAGGGCCUGGACUAUCGGGGCCGGGGCUCUGGGCUCUCCUGGGUCUGACCUCCAUCCGGGUCGCAUACCGAAUCCUCAACCUAUGGACCCAGAAGCUGAGUGGGAGAGACAGGAGGCUCCUCAUGGAUCUCUCUGUCUCUCUCUGUCUCUCUCUCUCUCUCUCUGUCUCUCUCUCUCUCUCUCUCUCUCUCUCUCAGGGUCCGUCCUGUUGGGACGAUGUCCUCCUCCGAGGUCGGAUCCACGGCGUGUGUCAAUCAGACGGUUGUCACGGCAACGAAGCGGAGUUCUACAUGAAGUGUGCGUCCCAUCCAACCUCUGAUGACGACCUCUCUGUGGCCCUCGACCUCAUCAUGACCAACAGCAGAGACGUCCCCUGCAUCGCCUGCACCGACAUCAUGGACGUGGUGGUGGUGUUCCAGUGUUUGGAGCGUCAUGUGAUCUGUCUCGACUGUUUCCGUGGUUACUGUCAGACUCGACUGAACGAGCGACAGUUUGUGUACGACCCUGUGAUUGGCUACUCUCUGCCGUGUGCCGCCGGCUGCGCUGACUCUCUCAUUAAGGAGUUGCAUCAUUUCAGGAUUUUGGGAGACGAUCAGUAUGGGCGGUACCAGCAGUACGGGGCGGAGCAGUGCCUGCAGCUGAUUGGAGGGCUGCAGUGUCCGUCAGCAGGCUGUGGGGCGGGGCUUCUGCCAUCUGAUGGCGGCCGGCGGGUGGAGUGUGACCAGCGGCUCGGCUGUGGCUUCGUCUUCUGCCGACUCUGCCGGGAGCGCUACCACGAGGGGGCGUGUCUUACAGCGCAGGCCCCGCCCACAGCCGAGGCCGCACAGGGCUUUGUGUCGGGGGAGGAGGAGUCUCUCAGAGCGAGAUGGGAUGCAGCCUCGCUGCUCCUGGUGCAGGAGUCGACUAAACGCUGCCCGCGCUGUUCGGUUCCUACGCAGAGAGACGGUAACUCUUACAGCUUCAUUACUUUCUCAACAAAUCAAAUCAAAUCAAAUCAGAUCAAGCUUUAUUUGUCAUUGCAUGAAUACGUUGUAUUAAAACAACGAAAUUCAAGGUGCCGCUCCAGAUCAGUGCUUUUAAAAAGAUAAAUAAUUAAUAAAAUAUGUAACAAACACC
Molecule: messenger RNA, 1573 nt
Organism: Perca fluviatilis (European perch)
Lineage: Eukaryota; Metazoa; Chordata; Actinopteri; Perciformes; Percidae
Gene: prkn
Product: parkin RBR E3 ubiquitin protein ligase
Exons: 10
Coding region: 1-1545 (514 amino acids)
Biological process (GO): positive regulation of proteasomal ubiquitin-dependent protein catabolic process; regulation of apoptotic process; ubiquitin-dependent protein catabolic process
Cellular component (GO): cytoplasm; ubiquitin ligase complex; endoplasmic reticulum
Molecular function (GO): ubiquitin conjugating enzyme binding; ubiquitin protein ligase activity; zinc ion binding
Source: RefSeq, a predicted model, not a curated record